UAUUACAAUAGGCCUUGCUUGCUCGGUCUUGGCUUCCUUCCUCCAACAAACCUGGGAAACAGAUGAGCCAUGUGGUUCUACCACUGCGUUGCUGUGGAUUUACGCGUACCAUUGUUGCCGAUCAUCUUUGUUCGUCCGAAGUUGUUCUGGAGGAAUGCACAUAUGAGAGCCUGAUGCUUUUACAUAUGCAAAGGGAUACGUUUUCUGCCUAUUUAUGUAUUAUAGCUACUCCAGUUUCAAAAAGAAGCACUGCGCUGGAUUUGCUCUGAAAAGAAGAGAAGUGUGAAGCAUUUUUUCUGCUUGUUUUUAACAAAGCUGCCACAAUUCCUUUUGUCAGUACGUGGUCUGCACAUAUGGACAAAAAGAAGCCGGUCAAACGGCCUCGUAUGGAUGCAACACCCAUUGGUGCUCGUGCUCCCACCAUUCCAAACGGACCUAUGCAUACUCGACCAUUAGUGGCUCUUUUGGAUGGCAGAGACUGCUCCGUAGAAAUGCCAAUACUCAAAGAUGUGGCAACAGUAGCUUUCUGUGAUGCACAGUCGACACAAGAAAUCCAUGAAAAAGUUCUAAAUGAAGCAGUUGGAGCUUUAAUGUGGCAUACAAUAACAUUAACAAAGGAAGACUUGGACAAAUUUAAAGCACUGAGAAUCAUAGUUCGUAUAGGCUCAGGAGUUGACAAUAUAGAUAUAAAAGCGGCUGGAGAGUUAGGUAUAGCUGUUUGUAAUGUUCCAGGGUAUGGAGUAGAGGAAGUGGCUGAUACAACAUUGUGCCUCAUUCUUAAUUUGUAUCGGCGCACUUACUGGUUAGCAAAUAUGGUAAGGGAAGGAAAGAAAUUUCAGGGUCCAGAACAAGUUCGUGAGGCUGCUCAGGGAUGUGCGAGAAUUCGUGGUGAUACUCUUGGCAUCAUUGGACUGGGUCGUGUUGGAACUGCAGUAGCUCUUCGUGCCAAGGCAUUUGGUUUCAAUGUGAUAUUCUAUGAUCCAUAUCUUCCUGAUGGCAUUGAAAAAUCUUUAGGUCUUACAAGGGUUUACACAUUACAAGAUUUACUUUUUCAGAGUGAUUGUGUGUCUCUGCAUUGUACCCUAAAUGAACAUAAUCACCAUGUAUUUAAUGAUUUUACCAUCAAACAAAUGCGACCAGGAGCAUUUCUAGUUAAUACUGCUCGUGGUGGUCUAGUUGAUGAAAAUGCCCUGGCUUCUGCUUUGAAAGAUGGUCGAAUCAGAGCAGCUGCCUUAGACGUCCAUGAGAAUGAGCCAUAUAACGCCUUAGCAGGUCCAUUGAAAGAUGCACCUAACCUCAUUUGUACUCCACAUGCAGCAUGGUAUAGUGAUGCCAGUUCCACUGAGUUGCGUGAAAUGGCUGCAAGUGAAAUUAGAAGAGCUAUAGUAGGCCGUAUACCAGACUCACUUCGAAAUUGUGUUAACAAAGAGUACUUUGUGAAUAGUGGAUAUGGUGAAAGCAUUAACGGAGCUAGCGGGUACAAUUAUAAUCCAAUGGGGGUUCCUCAUUCCACCACUUUAGAACCCUUAUCGACGUCACCAGCCAUCCCCACACCCCAUUCACAGCCCCACUCUACUCUUCAAGAUACUCCUAAUCAUAUGGCUCCAAAACCUGAGAGCUCAGAAGUUCAUUAGCUCUUCUGCCUCCUUUUGCCGUGCCAUGAAAUUGCAUCCCACCUAUUUCUGUGCAGCAAGUCAGGGCUAUUUUACUAAGACAGCUUUAACAGUCCUUUGCAGGUUGUUAAAUCAGCUCCAUUCAUGUAGUCUGUUUGGAGAAGCAUUAUUUUAUCAGCCAUCCAGUAAUGUGAUUUAACAGAACUUGACCCUUAGGGAAUGAAUGCCUUCUCCCUCAACUGAUGCUGAGCAUUUUUAUAAUAGAUUUGUAAAAAAAUAAAUAAAGUAAAAAUGAAUAAAAAAUUAGCAUUUAUGACAUGGUGUUGAUUCUUCAAAAAAAAAAAAAAAAUAAGAAAAAGACAAAAAAAUGAAAGGUGGGUAUCAUGCAUUGUAGUCCGGCCACAUCUCUAUUCAUUGUCAGUCAUCUUGUGGAAGUAAUGCAAGAUUGUAUUGUGCAAGAUGAUAUACUAAAUCAAAGAACACAUUUUCAAUCCACUUAGUCAAAAUACUCUUACAUCAGGUUGGAACUUUCAAGUUACUAUCAUAUGGGUAGUCUUCACAUAAAAUGACUCAUGAGAGAUGUAUACAUAUAUAUACAUAAAUAUAUAUAUGAUUUUGUUACUGUGUGAAGAAACCUUUAUAGUGUAAUGGAGAAGAAAGUUGUAUAAUUAUUCUGCCCAUCACUACAGCCUUAUUAUAUCAGGGAAACAAGUGCAGAAGAUUUCAUCUUUCUUCUCCCAUCAGCAAGCUUCAUAAAAAUAUGCAAAACCAGCUAGCGUAAACCUCUUAAAUUACAUUGAAACUGUAAAAUAUAUUAUGAAUUUCAUCAUGUCUCAGGCAGUACUUGUUUUAACAAGCAAGAAAAUGCAACAUAAUUAUGCAUCACAUGACUAAUAGCCUCUCAAAGUUUUCUGUGUUAUAUUUUGUAGAAAAUCUGUUUAGAUAGGCCAUUAACCAAAAGGUUUUGUCCCUGUCUUCAGUUGUGUAUCUUCCAGUUUACAGCUAACUGUGUUUAAUGUUGAUCUUCUGCCCAUUUUCAUCAGCUCUCAACAUAUCGUAGUGGAAUCAUUCCAGUCAUCAUAGAUUUAUGAAGCUAAGCCUUAGAAGCUUAGGUCAUGCUUUAUUUUUUAUUUCCUUUUGUGGGUUUUGAAAUGUGUGUGAUGUGCCUCCCCUGUUUAGUACUUUAUGCUCAUACAUGUUACAGGUGGUGCCAAAGUAAUCAGCAAUACAAACUUGCAAGAUAAAAGUAAUAUGCAUAAUAAUGUAUUUCUCUGUCAGUUUAAAUAUUGCUUUAAGAAAAAUGCUUUACAGAUUGAGGAUUUGGUUCCAAUACUGAACAUUCAGUAAAUGUUGUGUCUGUAUCUUUGUAUGUAUAAAGAUUCGUGCAUACCUGUAUGUUUACAUGAAGAUAUUUAGUAAUUUUAUUGUCUUGAUAUGUUGGCAUCAUUAUAAGUAGAAGCUUGCAAUAAUGAAAUUGAAACUUUUCCAUCUGUGAUAUCUUUGCAUCUUAACCUCAAUCUGUCUUCAGUAUUUUUUACCUACCUACCUAACUAAUGAACGAUUUUAUUAUGUAGGAAAUUGUCAACACCAUUAAUGUUAUUUUACUUCUCAGUGAACGGUUGAUUAUCAAUAAACAGCUGACUCUUAGCUGGACAAAUUUUUGGCACCCCUGUUUGAUACUUUAUUCUAUAGUUGUUUCUGGGUUGUGAUUUUUGCAUUGUAAAAUUAUAAUUUUUUUUGACCUUUUGUGUUCAUUAUUAAUAAUAGCAACUAUUACUUAUUUUUUUUAUAAAAUCAAAUUUUAAAAAUUUACAAAUCUUGUGUGUGAAUUACUUUCUUUACUAAUACUGAUUUGAAAUUUUGAUUUUGUUAUUAUUUUCUCCAAAUCAUUCACUGAUGUACUCGAGACCUUCUAAGAAGUGCUUUUGUUAAAUGAAGCUGAUUUUGCAUCAUCAGUUCUAUAAAGAAAGUUAAUUGUUUGCAAUAUGUUUUGUGGUGUUUCAUUGUGGCAGAGGUCAUUUUAUGUUAAAAUACUCACACACUCAGAACUUCAUUAUAGUUUGUUGUGCUGUCUUUUGCAGUGUCCAUGUGUAGUGUUUUUGGAGAUUUACAUUUUUUCAUGUAAUUUAUGAUUUAUUUUGUAUCUGACUGAAGAUAAGAAUUCUGCAUAUUUAUGUUUAGGCUAUGCUCACUUUAUUUGUACAUUUUACUUUGAUGAAUAUGGAAAAAAUAUCAACUCUUUCUUUUUAAAUGUUGAAAGAAUGAAUAAUGAAAAUAACUUAGGAUUUUUCAAUUUUAAUGCAUACAUUUCCUGUUGUUUUAAUUUUCCUUAAAGAUUUUUUAAAAAACUUUUGGAAUUUAGUAUGUUCCAUUAAACUUAUUACAUUGUGAGCAAAAGGGAAGAUAUUUUGUUUGUAUAUUCCUGUUACUUGUAUGAUUGUUUAAAUUAUUUUAGUAAUCUAAUGUAAUUUCACUGAACUGUGUGAAAAAAAAUGCAAUAUUAAAUACUGAUCUUUAUUUGACAAUGCAAUAAUUGCAGCACAGGAUAUUAAUAAUGUGUUGCUUAUAUUCACUAUAUGUACCUUGUGUUACUAAAUUUGUAAAAUUUCAGUUUUAAUGCUUAAUUUCAGUUGCUAAUUUAAUGUGUUAAUUUGCUUGGUAUGUUGUUCCUUGAGUUGUUACAAUAUUCCAUUUUGUAUUAUGCAGUACUGUAUGUACAAACUCUCCUAUGCAAACCAUAUUCAGUGCAUUUUUUACUGUAUUUAACAAGUGAAGGUGAUAUGUUAAAACUGUAUAGUUUGCUUUGCUUUUGAGUGCUAUUCAGAUUAUUAUUAUGUUAUUGUUUGGCUAAGCAAGCAUCUUGCUUUGUAAUUUAUGCAUGCCCUUUUUAUGCAUGUAAAAAUUGAUGAAAAUGAUACUAAUCAAAACUAAAAAUGACUACUUAUCAAAAAAAAAAUUUUUUUUUUUUUUUUUUUUUUUUUUUUUUUGUUAAAACUGACAUUUGCUAUAGGUCUUGACUUUUCAGUGCUCAAUUGUUUAGAUAAUGCUCCAGUUUUUUUUAAACACUCAUUGACUUAGUUGACAUUGACAAAACUGUUUUACAUUGUAGUCUCUGUGUUGUCUAGCUAUUUUGACUAAAGCUUGUGAGUACAUAUAUUUUUUGUAAUACUUCAUGAUUGUCUUCUGUGUACUAAUUGUCUCAGGUUAUGGACAUAAAACAAAGGCUGCUUACCUUCUACCCCAUCUUUGUUUUGUAAGGGCAUUUAAAUCAUCUGCCCCUUGUACAAAGUCAAACUGAAAAAUUUUAGUUUGUGCAGUCAUGUAGUUUCAGUGGCCUGUAGUUUUCCAUCUUUAUUCUUGUCAUGUUUAUCUGCCAUGUGUGUGUGUGUGUGAAUCAAAUCAUUUCAUGGGUGGCAGUGAUAAUAAAUGACAGUUUUCAUUUCUAUAUGUCUGCUCUGUUGCCUCUUAUGAACAUUUGUUUCAUCUUGACACACAAUUUAUUGAAAACUUUGACUAAUUAAAGCUGUUUUGAUGAAAAUAAAUUUUAGAAUUGAUUUUC
Stegodyphus dumicola is the source of this 5172-nucleotide messenger RNA. RefSeq names its product C-terminal binding protein (gene CtBP). The record is from RefSeq and is a predicted model, not a curated record. Gene Ontology annotation, molecular function: NAD binding; transcription coregulator binding; transcription corepressor activity. Gene Ontology annotation, biological process: regulation of transcription by RNA polymerase II. NCBI's taxonomy places the organism in Eukaryota, Metazoa, Arthropoda, Arachnida, Araneae, Eresidae. Gene Ontology annotation, cellular component: nucleus.